This is a messenger RNA of Chrysochloris asiatica (Cape golden mole), 3551 nucleotides long. RefSeq names its product BCL2-like 2 (gene BCL2L2). The record is from RefSeq and is a predicted model, not a curated record. NCBI's taxonomy places the organism in Eukaryota, Metazoa, Chordata, Mammalia, Afrosoricida, Chrysochloridae. The transcript is spliced from 4 exons. Bases 233 to 814 code for a protein of 193 amino acids. Gene Ontology annotation, biological process: intrinsic apoptotic signaling pathway in response to DNA damage; extrinsic apoptotic signaling pathway in absence of ligand; negative regulation of intrinsic apoptotic signaling pathway. Gene Ontology annotation, molecular function: protein homodimerization activity; protein heterodimerization activity. Gene Ontology annotation, cellular component: mitochondrial outer membrane.
AUCACCCGGCGCCAGGCCCUCCCUCCAGCCCGCCCCCCCUUUCUCCUUCCUUCCUUCCCUCCCUUCCUCUCCCUCCCUCCCUCCCUCCCAGCUCCUGCACCAGGAAACAGCCCGGAUCCCGGCAGCGGCCUGACCCGGCUCCACGCUGGCCGGUAGGAUGAAAGGCCCCAGCUGGGGGCUUCUUGCCACCAGUGCUGGGUCCUAAGAGCUGCCAUCCAGACUGGCCGCCCGCAUGGCGACCCCAGCCUCAGCCCCAGACACACGGGCUUUGGUGGCAGACUUUGUGGGCUACAAGCUGAGGCAGAAGGGUUAUGUUUGUGGAGCUGGUCCUGGGGAGGGCCCAGCAGCUGACCCGCUUCACCAAGCCAUGCGGGCAGCUGGAGAUGAAUUCGAGACCCGCUUCCGGCGAACCUUCUCAGAUCUGGCAGCCCAGCUGCAUGUGACCCCUGGCUCAGCCCAGCAACGCUUCACCCAGGUUUCUGAUGAACUCUUCCAAGGGGGCCCCAACUGGGGCCGCCUUGUGGCCUUCUUUGUAUUUGGGGCUGCGCUGUGUGCUGAGAGUGUCAACAAGGAGAUGGAACCACUGGUGGGACAAGUACAGGAAUGGAUGGUGGUCUACCUGGAGACACGGCUGGCUGACUGGAUCCACAGCAGUGGGGGCUGGGCGGAGUUCACAGCUCUAUACGGGGACGGGGCCCUGGAGGAGGCACGGCGUCUGCGGGAGGGGAACUGGGCAUCAGUGAGGACAGUGCUGACGGGGGCCGUGGCACUGGGGGCCCUGGUAACUGUAGGGGCCUUUUUUGCUAGCAAAUGAGAAAGUCCAGGGCCAGGUAGGACUAAGUGUGGCUGGGGGACCGGAGAGCAGGAACAAAACAGAGGCCCUUGGAGGAAGUGGGGUGAAUGGAUGGGCAAGGAAUGGGGCGGGCAGGGGAAGGGUAGGGGGUGAGGGAGCGGAGUGUGUCAGGCAGGUGGAUGGAAGGGUAAGCUGGAGACAUUGGGCAAUGUAUUGGGAAGAUCAGGGGGGCCAGGAGGUGGAGUCAUUCCAGGGAUGGGGGGAGGUGGCAGGGGUCAUGACUAUAGGUGUGGGCACACCCAUCGACAUCUUAUCGGGAGCUUGGUUUGCAGCUCUGAGAAAGGGGAGCUUACACAAGGAAUUGCAUCUCCAUUGGAUGAGUGGGACUUGGGGAGAACACAGGAGAUGCAUCCCUUUGGAUGGAAGCUCACGGGGUCCUCGGGGUAGGGAGAAGUGGCUGUAACGGGCUGCUGGGACAUGCGUGUGCAUGUGCACGCGUGCUCGUGUGCAUGCUGGGCUGCUUGUCUAAUCUGGUGGUGGGAUUCUUCCAGGAGAAAACAUUCCCUCUUGCAGUGGCAAGAACAAGGGACAGUUGUCUGCCCCCUCCUCCCAAACCCCUCCUUCCUUUUCUCUUGUCCUGGUGCCUCUAGGCUGAGGGAGAAACACUGUAUCCAGACAGAGGCCUUUGGGCACUUGCCUGCAGAAAGUAGUUGGCAGGGCAUUGGAGAAGAGAGCAGUUCUGCAGCAGGCCUUGUUCCUUCCUCUCCUCCUUCCUGUGCAUCACACACUUGCUGCUGCUUCCUGGGCUCUGACAGACAGGCAGGGCUGCAGAGCUUGGGUGGGUAAAGGCUUUCGGAGCUGGAGCUGUCUGCUGCCCUCCUCUCCCACUGAGGCAUCACAGUGCCUAGAAGUGUUCCCUAUCUCUGGGACUUCUGUACCCAAAUUUAAACACUAAAUUGGGGCUCCAGCUAAUUUUCCUUGAGUGUGUGGACAUAAAUGCUGAUCUAGAGUCCAGUCUAGGUCCUGCAGUAUGUCUCAGUGAGACUGAGAGUUGAUGCCUUGAGAGAAACAUUUCCAGCUCUGAGCCCCACGGAUGCGAGGGUGAUGUGUACUCUGUGAUCAGUCUUUCUGUGCGGUGGGCUUUGGUGCUGCUUUAUCAGGGGCCAGGUUAUGGGUUCUAGAGUACCAACCAUGACCUAGAAGCAUUCAUAUUUUCUUUGAAGACACGCUGUUUGCAUGAGUGUUACUUGUCUGUACCUCACAAUCUGGGGGUGUUGAGAGCUCACAGUCCUCUAGAACAGAUUCUGGUUAUAACUUUUCCUUUUGAAUAAGAAAAUAUUCACUCCAGAUGCAUGCCCUGAGCCAGACCUCACUGCUGCACUUUCCAAGGUGCUAAAAUUGCUGCUCUUCAAUUCUGACUUCAGAUGCAAAGUGCUCUAGAACCCUGCCCUUGAUCCCGAGCACCAAUCAGCUUUGCUAGAAUAUGGUUCGCUCUUCUUGGAGAUUUUCAUUUGGUCCCAGAAUAUGGCAACUUAGUUGUGCUCGUUAGACUGUGGGAUCAGAAUUGGCCUCAGGUGUUUAGUCCAGACUUUUGCUUUUGAGAGAGGGCUGCACUUUUUAAUGGUAUUUAUAGGGGAGGUGGUAGGCUGCAUGUGCCACUUGGUCUGUCGUGAGUAUGCUGAUAGCAGAAACUCAGAGCUGGUCUGUGGCAGGCAAUUGGGGUGGGGGUGGGGGGUCUCUGACUUGCUCAGGGCAAACUAGGCCAGUGGUUUUCAAACUGCUUGGCAGAGCCCCAAAGUUUCCUAGGGGUUGCCUCAGGAGUCCUUGGGGAGAUGGAAUGGGAGCUGAGCAGGCUGGGCAACUUGCCAUCAAACAGAACAGCUCCCCAUGUAGUUGUCUUACAUAUCGGGGUUCAGGGUAAGAUUUUAUUUGAAUUAUAGGGUUUGCUGCUGGAAAAAGUUGGAAAACCACUGACUAAACCAUCAGCUCCAAAUUGGAGCCUGUGCUCCCCCAAGUUUGGGGCAGACUCUUCACCCUCCCCUCUACCACAGGAUGCCUAUCCCUGUUAGCUUUCCUUUAGCAGUAGGGGCAAAUGCCCUGCUCUGGGCCUUCACACCUGGCUGGAAGGAGGGGCUGUUUUCUGAAAAGGGUAAAGGCUUGGUCUGGAUUCCUAGAAACAUAGCUUGGAUGGGACCACAGUGGGCAGUUUUGACCUGUCCUGCCCUUCUUAGCUUGAAGGGCAAUGGAAAUCCCAGAGACUUUUCUGUCAGGGAAAACUAGGGACUCUUCUAGAGCCAUAUAGUUCCUUGGGAUUAGCUCUUAGCCAAGAAGGCUGAGUACGGCUCCCGAUUUUUAAAUCCAUUUCAUUUAAAAAAACAUAAAAUAAUGUAAUUGCCAUUUUUCACAGAAUAAAUAGGUGGAGAGGGUGUUUCUUGCUCUCCAGAGCCCAACGGGACAAAUAGGGACUUUGCUUUGGCCAAGGAAAGAGCGGAAGUAGGGCAACUAGGUCCUGCAUUUAUUAACCCCACUCCCCACUUAUUUUAGGGCAUAUAUUAUUUACUUUUUUAAAUCAUAAAAUGGCGGGAGAACAGAUUUGGUUAGUUUAGAAGAAAAAAGCUCUAUAAAUAUAAAUAUAUAUUCCUGUAUUUUUAUUUAAUAAUUUAUAAAUACCAAGUUCAUUUGACUUUUAUUUUUGUGUAAUAUGUAAUGGUCGUAUUAAAAAAAAAUAAAUAAAGCCCAGAAGUUUAAUGAGGACUGA